Pneumocystis murina B123 is the source of this 2364-nucleotide messenger RNA. RefSeq lists its product as hypothetical. The transcript is spliced from 3 exons. The record is from RefSeq and is a predicted model, not a curated record. Lineage: Eukaryota; Fungi; Ascomycota; Pneumocystomycetes; Pneumocystales; Pneumocystaceae. Gene Ontology annotation, biological process: protein ubiquitination. Gene Ontology annotation, molecular function: ubiquitin protein ligase activity. The coding region runs from base 1 to 2199 and encodes 732 amino acids.
AUGGGACAAGCAUCAUCAUUUCAGAAUCGACGACAAGAAAAUAUUUUGGAAAGAACAGAGACAGCUAAUGCAACACAUACGGGUCAUCAUCAUAACACAACAAUAGCAGAUACAUUAUCAUCAUCGGUGGAUAAUACGGAACAAAAUGAUACGGAAGGGUUGUCAUCUAAUGGAAAUGCAUCUAGAGCUAGUCGGUUUCGACGGCAUCUUACAGCAUUUUCGCGAUUGGGAGGGCUUUCGCCUAAUCGUCAUCAUACGUCAUCAUCAGUCUCAAGAAUCCCAUAUUCUAUCGGUAAUCGUCGACGGUCUAUGUUUGGGUCAUCAAUUCCACGAAGAAAUACAGUUUUUGAGCUACCACAGACUCAUUUUUCUAUAUCAUCGAAUCAGCUUACUACAACAGAAUAUUUAGAUUUACAUACAUUGAAUCGAGGUGAUUAUACUUUUACAGUCAGGGAUCUUCCUUUGGUUGAUAUGUCCGGUAUAGAGAAUUAUAUUCCAGAGAGACCAGUAUCGGAAUCAUCGGUAAAUAAUGAUCAUCAACUUUUUAGGGGAAUUAUUCGACGAUCUCAACGUAAUACUUUAUCUAGAAAUACUAGAAGAGCACUCGAAAUAUCAGGACGUAUUAGAACUAAUAAUGAUGCAAUUAUGCAACAUUCAUUUAAUGGAAGUGGGCUAAAUGCCAUUUCUCUUCGUCCUGGAGAAGAUCAAGCAGCCGUGCUUUCUCGUCUUUUAUCUGUAGCAGCGGCAGCUACGGCUGCAUCUCUUGUUGGGAACAAUGAGCAAGCUAUUGCAGAGGCACAAGACAUAGCCAUGUCUCAGAAUCCAACAAAUGAUAGGGAUUCACAUGUUGUUGAUGGAAGUUUUGAAGGCUUUUUAAGAGCAUUACAAAAUGGAAGGCUUGCAGCUGCUUUAAGGAAUGGAGGAAGUGAGAAUGGAGGAGGUAUACCAAAUGAAAACGAAGAAAAUUCUUCGAUUCAACCUCUUAAUUUUUUCCGUAUGUUUCGUUUCGGAAAUUCACAAGGAAGCACUCAAGAAGGCGAGGAUGAUCCACAAAAUCCAAGACUUGUGCCUAUAAUUAUUGUUGGGAUUAGGUCGGUUCCUCCACGAGAUAUUACAAGUCCUGGUACACAACAUACAUCUCCUUUUUUCGACACACUUGCAAAUUUAUCAGUAAAUAUGCCUCUUAAUUACGAGACGUCUUAUCAGAGAGAUACUGAGGAACGUGAAGCAAAUGAGCAAGGCGUUUUCUCGUCAAAUUCACCUAUUCAUUCUAUUUCAAUGUCAGAAAGACCUAUCUCCAGUUCUAUGAAUAUUGUAGACGAAAAUUUAUCUAAUAAUGAAGGAAUAGUUAAUAACUUAGAACCGUCAAGACCAUCUUCUAUUUCUGCGUCAAUUUUCCAAAAUUUAGGAUCAACAGAUCAAAUAUCACGAUAUGAUACGAAUAUUCAUUCUUCAAUGCCCUCGGGAGAAUCUAGCAUACAACACCAUAAUUCUUUUCAUAUUGGAAGUUCGUUUACGCAAAGACAUUCGAAUCUUAACGAGCAUGUUUCUGAAAAUGCAAACUUAAAUAAUAACAAUACUUCUGAAUUAAACAUCAAUAGCAUUGAAAGGGUUGACAAUAAUAAUGCUAGUAGAAUUAAUAGCAAUAUCAAUGGAACCAGUAGAAAUGAUAACAGUAGAUCUGAUAGAAGUAGUACUACUAGGUCUGGUAGUAGUAAUAUUGAUAAUCGACACAAUUCGACUAGAUCCUGGAUCAUAUAUGUUCUUGGCGGUUCUUAUCCAGAAGAUCAUCCGAUCCUUACAACACCUAGCUUGUUUACUGAUUCACCAACAUAUGAAGAUAUGCUAUUAUUAUCAUCUUUAAUCGGACCUGCCAAAUCACCUGUCGCUACAAAAGAUGAAAUAGAAUCAGCAGGCGGUUUACAUGUAUUAUCUGUUAAUUCAUCCUCUGCAGAUAUAUAUCUUGAAGAAAGAUGUGUUAUAUGCUUAAAUAAUUAUGAAAUUGGUGAGGAAUGUCGUCAGCUUAAUAAAUGUAAACAUUUUUUUCAUAAAGCUUGUAUUGAUGAAUGGUUAAUGACUGGUCGUAAUACUUGUCCCACAUGCAGAGCAGAGGGCGUGAAUUCACGAAAGAACAAAUCUCCUACAUCUAACAUUACAUCUGAACAAUCCAGCACGAAUAUACCUAUGACUGGCGUUUAAUGUGUUGUAGUUGAUUUUCUUAAUAUAAAGAUUAUAUUGGUCGUUUUAUACAUACCUAUACAUAUCUAUAAUAUUACCAACACAGAUAUUUGGAAUUCCUUUUUUUGUUGAACUAGUAUUCAUACCUUAGAAAUGAUGUUUUCAUAUUACAACACAAACGAAAGC